Molecule: messenger RNA, 2975 nt
Organism: Marmota monax (woodchuck)
Lineage: Eukaryota; Metazoa; Chordata; Mammalia; Rodentia; Sciuridae
Gene: Mgat5b
Product: alpha-1,6-mannosylglycoprotein 6-beta-N-acetylglucosaminyltransferase B
Exons: 10
Coding region: 1-1614 (537 amino acids)
Biological process (GO): protein N-linked glycosylation
Cellular component (GO): Golgi apparatus
Molecular function (GO): alpha-1,6-mannosylglycoprotein 6-beta-N-acetylglucosaminyltransferase activity
Source: RefSeq, a predicted model, not a curated record
AUGUCCUCCAGGCCGGCCUGGGCUAGAUCUCAAUGCCCCUUGCCCCUGGCUGGACUCCCUUGUGCAGUGAUAUACCUGCACAACUGUUCACAGUCAUCCAUCAAUUCCUGUCCAAGAGUCUGCACUAACCUCACUGCCUUUUUACACCUCUCUCCUUUUUCACCCUGGGCUCUAGGAACUGGGUGGGCUGGAGGCCCCUCCAGGCACAGAUCUGAUAGAAAAGGUGAGUUUCUUGAAGCUCAGACUCUCAAGGGCUCUUCUCUCAGUAACUUAGGGGUACCGCCAGGCCGGGGGAACUGCCCGCUCACCAUGCCCCUGCCUUUCGACCUCAUCUACACCGACUACCACGGCCUUCAGCAGAUGAAGCAGCACAUGGGACUCUCCUUCAGGAAGUACCGGUGCCGAAUCCGGGUCAUCGACACCUUUGGAACAGAGCCCGCGUACAACCACGAGGAGUACGCCACGCUGCACGGCUACCGCACCAACUGGGGCUACUGGAACCUCAACCCCAAGCAGUUCAUGACCAUGUUCCCUCACACCCCGGACAACUCUUUCAUGGGCUUCGUGUCCGAGGAACUCAACGAGACGGAGAAGCAGCUCAUCAAAGGCAGCAAGGCCAACAACAUGGCCGUGGUAUACGGCAAGGAGGCGAGUAUCUGGAAGGGGAAGGAGAAGUUCCUAGGCAUCCUGCACAAGUACAUGGAGGUCCACGGCACCGUGUACUACGAGAGCCAGCGGCCCCCCGAGGUCCCCGCCUUCGUGAAGAACCACGGCCUCCUGCCGCAGCCUGAGUUCCAGCAGCUGCUGCGCAAGGCCAAACUCUUCAUAGGCUUCGGCUUCCCCUACGAGGGCCCGGCCCCGCUGGAGGCCAUCGCCAACGGCUGCGUCUUCCUGCAGUCCCGCUUCCGUCCGCCCCACAGCUCCCUCAACCACGAGUUCUUCCGCGGCAAGCCCACCUCCAGGGAGGUGUUCUCCCAGCACCCCUACGCAGAGAACUUCAUCGGCAAGCCCUACGUGUGGACCGUGGACUACAACAACUCCGAGGAGUUCGAAGCAGCCAUCCAGGCCAUCAUGAAAACCCAGGUGGAGCCCUACCUGCCCUACGAGUACACCUGCGAGGGCAUGCUGGAGCGGAUCCAGGCCUACAUCCAGCACCAGGACUUCUGUGCAGCGCCCAGCCCUGCCCCGCCGGGGACCCGCACCUCGCACAGCCCCUUUGUCCUGGCCCCCAACGCCACCCACCUGGAGUGGGCCCGGAACGCCAGCGAGGUCCCCGGGGCCUGGCCCCCGCCCCACUCGCUGCGGGCCUGGCUGGCCGCCCCCGGGAGGGCCUGCACGGACGCCUGCCUGGACCACGGGCUGGUCUGCGAGCCGUCCUUCUUCCCCUUCCUCAACAGCCAGGAGGCCUUCCUCCAGCUGCAGGUGCCCUGUGACAGCACGGAGUGGGAGAUGCACCACCUGUACCCCGCCCUCGCGCAGCCCGGCCAGGAGUGCUACCUGCAGAAGGAGCCGCUGCUCUUCAGCUGCGCCGGCUCCAGCACCAAGUACCAGCGGCUCUGCCCCUGCCGCGACUUCCGCAAGGGCCAGGUGGCCCUGUGCCGGGGCUGCCUGUGAGGUGGCCGAGGCCCUGCCCUGCGCCUCCCGACAGAGAAAGCACCAGCAGACCCCAGCUCCAGCCACUCGCCUGCCUGUGGCUCCCCGGCUGGGGCUUCCCUCCCAGCCUGGAAGUGGCCCGGGGAGAGCCAAGCACAGUCCAGGGGAGGACAGGCCCCGGGCACUCACCUGGGGGUCCUCGCUCUCACCCGGGACUCACGGCCAAGUAGAUAUCGGGCUGGUCGGAGGGUCCCAGAGGCCCCGGAGCAGGUGGUCUGAGGCCCCUUGCUUUGUGCAAGGUAAGGUCUGGACCAGGGGAAGAGCCUGGCCAUUCCUGGGCCCUGGGUGGGGCCUCCUGAUUUAUGACAUGGGCAGCAGGGUCCACUGGGGGAGCCCAGGAGUGGACAGCAGCCUGGCCCAGGCCUGGGCUGGGAGAGACCUGCGGGGUGUACCCUCUUCCUGUGAGGGCCGCCGAGCACGCAGGGCCAGCCGGGUCCCUCUGGGGUUGUUUGGGGGUGGACAGAGGGGAGGGUUGUGGGAGGUAGGCUGGGGGGCCCUCCUCGGCUCGGCCCCGCCCCGCCCUGUUCCUUCUCCAUUUCCUGAGCCCCCUCCCUCUCCACUUGGGUGCGGGACCACCUAGACCCUGGCCGGCUUGUCCCCGUCCUGCUUGUCCCAGAUCUCCUCCCCGCGGCCUGAAUCCAGUGGCAUGACCUGCAGCCCCAGAUGGGCGGAUCUGCCCCACAGCCUCCGUCCAGCCCGGCCAGGGGCAGGCUUCCACUCGGCCUGCAGGGGCCCCUCCGGGUGUCCCGGGAGUGUCCUCCAGGUCCCCAGACGCUGGCUCCCACACCCUCAGCAUCUUUUGCAGGCAGGGCUUGGGGUGGGCUGCCCACCACCCCGGGCACCCCCAGCCCGUCCCCGCUGCCCGGGCCCCCAGCUCCCGGCGGCCCCCACCCGUCCGUGCUGCAUCCGUGUCCCCCUUCAGCUUCGUCCAGCCUCAGACCAAGAUGGAGCCACGUGCCCAUCGGUGUGGCAUGCCUGCCCGCCCCAGGGUGCCCGUCCCCCGUCUGAUUCCACAUUCAGGCUUUCAGAAUCACUGCCACCCCCUUGCCCGGGAGAGGUCUUGUCCACCCGGCCGCCCGCCCAGGGAGGCAGCCCCGGGGCCUGAGAGUUGGAGGAGGGCUGGAGGUGACCGGUCCUGGGAGCCCCUCCUGGCCAGGCUGGCCCCGGGGCCGCAGAAACGACGGCGGGAAGAACUCGAUGUCCCCAGGACCUGACCCGUGGGGGGAAAGCAAUAGAGACACUCUUUUCUCUCUCUCUCUCUUUUUUUAAAGAUUUAUUUCUUGAAAUAAUAAAUAUUUUAUUGGGAUGUGAGAUGCAAAAGA